GGCCGGGGGCGGAGCUUCCGCGCGAGGUGGAAGUCUUCUCUCGGCGUUGCCGGGGCAGCGACAGAGGCCGGAACUGCUGCCUGCGUUGUCCCAUGGCCAGGGGCAGCAUCCAGGUGACAGAGCAAAUCGGACAAGGCAGCCUGACACCUGGGCCUAGGCAGGGCCUGGCUGCCCCUCCCCUGCUCUCUCCAUGGCCAGUGACCCAGUGCCAGCCCUGCUCUGGGCCCAGGAGGUGGGCCACAUGGUGGUGGGCCGCACCCGGAAGCUGCUGCUGCAGUUUGGAAUUUUAUUCUGCACCAUCCUCCUCCUCCUCUGGACAUCUGUCUUCCUGUAUGGCUCCUUCUACUAUUCCUACAUGCCCACAGUCAGCUACCUCAGCCCAGUCCACAUUUCUUACAGGACAGACUGUGGUUCUGCUGGGCCUGUUCUCUGCUCCUUUCCUGUUGCCAACGUCUCCUUGGUUAAAGGUGGACGUGAUCGGGUGUUGAUGUAUGGACAGCCAUACCGAAUUUCCCUGGAGCUGGAGAUGCCCGAGUCCCCAGUGAACCAGGAGCUGGGCAUGUUCAUGGUCACCAUUGCUUGCUACACCCGAGGCGGACGAGUCAUUUCCUCUUCCGCCCGUUCCGCCAUGCUGCAUUACCGUUCGACGCUGCUGCAACUGCUGGACACCCUUGUCUUCUCGGGCCUCUUCUUAUGUGGCUUUGCAGAGCAAAAGCAGCUCCUGGAGGUGGAAUUGUAUGCAGACUACAGGGAAGACUCGUACAUGCCAACCACAGGUGCAGUGAUUGAGAUCCACAGCAACCGCAUUCAGCUGUAUGGGGCCCAGCUCCGGAUCCACGCCCACUUUACGGGGCUCAGGUAUCUGCUCUACAAUUUCCCCAUCACCUCGGCUGUCAUUGGCAUCGCCAGCAACUUGACCUUCCUCAGCGUCAUUGUGCUCUUCAGCUACUUGCAGUGGGUGUGGGGCAGCAUCUGGCCCAGGCACCGCCUCACCUUGCAGGUGACGAGCCGAGAUAAGAAUGGCUCCCAUGCAGAAGGCCAGAGAAGGGUCCCCGCCAGACGGCCAGGGCUGGGGCCAAGAGGCCGAGCCGAGCUAACCAGGCUCCCAGAGAAAUCGCAGGAUGACGGGGACCCCGAAGUUGUCCUGGGUCCAGAGAGUCAGCUGCCAGAGGAGAAAGGGCCCGAAGUGCAGCCUCUUAACGAAGAGGGGCCAGAUCAGGAGACCAGUGAUGGUUCUGGCUCCUGGGAGGACGCAGCCCUGCUGACUGAGGCCAACCUGCCCUCCCCCUGCCCAGAAACCCUGGGCAGCGCAGACCCUCCGGGCAGCAUGGAGAGCCCUGCGGGCACCCCCCGCCUCCGCUCAGCCUGCUCCAGCUCUUGAGGGGGGUGCUGUGGUCCUCAUAUGUCCAGCACUUUCCUUUGCCCUCCAUCCUUUCCUCUUUUCUCCACAAUAAACUUUUUUCACACCA
Molecule: messenger RNA, 1469 nt
Organism: Vombatus ursinus (common wombat)
Lineage: Eukaryota; Metazoa; Chordata; Mammalia; Diprotodontia; Vombatidae
Gene: BSCL2
Product: BSCL2, seipin lipid droplet biogenesis associated
Exons: 11
Coding region: 191-1381 (396 amino acids)
Biological process (GO): lipid storage; lipid droplet organization
Cellular component (GO): endoplasmic reticulum membrane
Source: RefSeq, a predicted model, not a curated record